AUGGUCUACUCAUGUGGCAGGCGCUUGCACUCAGCAUCUGAGACUUGGGACCUCGAGAACUACUACCUGUUGUACCGCUCAGCUUAUAACAAGCUAGCUGAAGAAGCUCUGGAGUAUUCUGCCACCCGGUGGCCAGUGCGCCCGAAGUGUCACUAUUUCGAACACCUAGUGUUCGACAUGCGUGGACUUGACGACCGUGCCUUUAAUGCCCGAUUUUUUUCGAACUACCAAUGCGAAGACUGGGUUCGCCGAUGCAAACAACUUGCGGUCCGAUCUCACCAGGCACAUCUCUCGGGACACGUCGUGCUCAAGUAUAUUCUCCAGUUCGCUUUGCAGUGGCGGUAA
Messenger RNA from Symbiodinium sp. CCMP2592, 345 nucleotides. NCBI's taxonomy places the organism in Eukaryota, Dinophyceae, Suessiales, Symbiodiniaceae. The record is from the annotation of a GenBank genome assembly.